CUCCACAGAAAACAUUCCUGAUCCGUCUCUAGCAUCUGCAUUCCAUACCUCCCACGCUCAAAUCACCAUUAUCAUUUGUGAACAACACUUCUAGAAGAACUCUCAUACCCUCACAACAUACCCACAAGCAGCAUCAAAAGCGUCACUCCCUCAUCGCCUCGUCAAAGCAUACCCGGCACCUGACCCACAAGCAAACAUACGUCACCGGCCACCUACAAUCUCAAGAGCAACUUUGCCUUCACGACCUGCAUCCGACCCCGACCUCGUCUUCCGCAAUCCCAAAAGUCAUCCUGUUCCAGCAUGGAGCCUCCUACAUCAAAGCUUGCCACACCUUCCCCCUCGACAUCGACAAUUCCCCCAGCCUUGCAGCAUUCCCCCUCGCCCCCGCCACUUCAGCGAAGCAACACUAGCAGCGGUCAGAGGGGAAAGAUCUCACCUAUGAGGAGGGCGUCUGGAUACAAGGUCGCUAGUGGGGCAUCUACUUCGCCUACUGCUUUGAGAGAGGCUUUGGACCAGAAGGAGGAGGUGAAGAGGCUUGCACAACGUCUUGCAACUCGUCUACAAUAUGCAGCAUUCAAGGUGGAAAGGGGAUGGACAAAGCACUCGCUACCCGAAGUCGAGAACUUGUAUUGGCGAGCUAGCAAAAUUGGGACGUCUAGCAUGUCGACCUCCGCAUCGAAGACUCAGCCAAGUCCUCGCGACAAGGUUUCUGGGACUGCCUCCAGUGGUGUCACCUUCGGCGGUAACAUGGCCCGCCGUCCAUCAGGUGGAUCGACUCGGCCUGCCAUUGCUCGUCUGCCCUCUCAGUCGGAUGGGACAGCACAUCUGAGAGUCCAGGACACCGAUGCCAAUGGAGGAGCAACACGUAGACCGACAGACGUUGACGAAGACGUCUUUGGUGCUAGCGUACCGAUUUCUCGCGCACUUCCCUCAGUCUCGAAGCACCACCACGCCCCGACGACGGCAGUCAUUGGUCUGAAUGGUCUACCGACACCGCCUCCUUCGGCUGGUACCGACCUCGCAAAGGGCGGCAGCGCUUCUUCAAGUGGGGCUGCUGUUGGCAAGGGUCUGCUCGCAGACUUGAGAGUGUCUCCAACUCGACAGAUGCAAGCAGCACGGGCCGCUUCGAAGCCCACGGCGGGCGGAGGCUCCACCUAUGCCGACUUUUGGGAUAAGCUGGGAGCUUCUUCGCCUGCCCUGAGAGGAGGAGGUGGUGGUGAAGCCGCUGGGCUUGCUUCUGCGCGGGACAAGGAGAGUGGGCUUGCAGCGAGGGGUGUCAAGAGAGGAAGGGAGGGAGGAGAGGAGGAUGAAGGAAGACGGCCUACUGGGGCUACUCCGCAUUCGUGAUACCCUCUCUAUGCUCCAUUGGUCAUCCUAGCUCUAGCAAUGUCCCUUGAUCAGCACCAUGUCUUUACCCUGAUCAAUCGUUAUACCUCGCAGCUCACUCACUCACUCC
Messenger RNA from Microstroma glucosiphilum, 1456 nucleotides. RefSeq lists its product as hypothetical. The coding region runs from base 301 to 1347 and encodes 348 amino acids. The record is from RefSeq and is a predicted model, not a curated record. The transcript is spliced from 3 exons. NCBI's taxonomy places the organism in Eukaryota, Fungi, Basidiomycota, Exobasidiomycetes, Microstromatales, Microstromataceae.